Messenger RNA from Pseudophryne corroboree (corroboree frog), 3675 nucleotides. Its product is annotated as NACHT, LRR and PYD domains-containing protein 3-like. The transcript has 14 exons. Gene Ontology annotation, molecular function: protein binding. Bases 148 to 3675 code for a protein of 1175 amino acids. The record is from RefSeq and is a predicted model, not a curated record. Gene Ontology annotation, cellular component: cytoplasm. NCBI's taxonomy places the organism in Eukaryota, Metazoa, Chordata, Amphibia, Anura, Myobatrachidae.
AAUAGCGCUGCUGCGGCUCCCUGCUCCCCCUCCCUCCUCCUCCUUCUCAACUGCCUGCACACUGCACAGAGAGGGAGAUGCCUGCCAGCACGAGGAGCCUGUCAGCGGGGAGAAGGACAAGUACUGUAGAAUCAGACUGUCUCCUGCAUGAUGGCUGAAUCCUCAUUAACAGGUGCUCAGUGUGAGAGGAACAGGACACCGGGAGACAUUCUGUAUGAGGCUCUGGAAGAUCUGACACAAUAUGACUUCAAGAGAUUUAAGAACAAGUUGUCUGAUUUCUUUAAUGGAGGGCGAGGCCCCAUCCCACGUGGGCGCCUGGAAACUGCAGAUUAUGUUACCACAAAAAAUGUUCUCACAGAUGUUUAUGGAAAGGAAGCAGCUCUGGAUGUGACCAUAGAUGUCUUCAAGCUGAUCAGUCUCAUGGGUCCUGCAGAGGCUCUCCAGCACCAAGUGACACAACAUGUUAAAUCACAGAAGAUGUCUUCCAAUGUGACGCUUGAAGGCUGCAGAGUAAGAUACAUGGAUCAGAUGAGAAAUAAAUACCAUGUUAUUAAACAUCAUGAUAAAAGAUUAGGGAAAGGUCUGAAUCUGAAGAAAGAAUACACCAGUCUUCUACUGAUCAAGAAUCACCGUGAUGAGAAGGAGAGACAACAUGAAAUAACAGCUUCAGGCCAGAAGCAUCUACGGAUUAUGGAAGACAGAUCAUCAGAUAAAUAUUCCCCAACCACUAUACCGGCUCUAUUUGAUCCUGAUGAUAAUGGAAUUAUUCCCAAGACUGUGGUGUUACAGGGACCUGCCGGGAUAGGAAAGACUAUGACAUCCCAGAAGAUCAUGCUGGACUGGGCCUCCGGGGAACUGUAUAAAGACAAGUUUCAGUUUGUUUUCUACAUAAGCUGUAGAGAAGUCAACACCAUCACUGGUAAUAUAAGCCUGGCUGGGUAUCUAUCCAGCUAUUUUGGAAGGAUAUGUCCAUCUGAUCUGUUGCAAUCAAUCUUCCAUACCUCUGAAAAAAUACUUUUUAUUGUUGAUGGUUUAGAUGAAUUAAAAUGGUCAUCUGUAAAUGAUACUAAGGUUUGUGAUGACCCAUUUCAGGAGGUCUCAAAAGAAAUCCUUCUGAAGAGUUUGUUUAAGAAAACACUGCUCAGUGACAGCUCACUAAUCAUCACCACAAGACCACUCUCACUGUUGAAGUUGAAGGAUUUUGCUGAAUAUCUUCGAUAUGUGGAGAUUCUGGGGUUUACAGGGAAAGACCGUGAGGAAUAUUUCUAUAAUUUCUUUGAAACCAGAGAACUAGCAGACCUGGCCAUUAGUACAAUUAAGGACAAUGAUAUGCUGUUCACCAUGUGCGCUGUUCCUGUAAUUUGCUGGAUUGUAUGUACAGUUUUGAAACCGUUACUGAAAGAAGGAUUAUCUGUGAUUGGUGCCAAGACAUCCACUUCCAUUUACCUGUUGUACCUAAAGAGUUUAAUAAAGUAUCACGGAAGGGACUCUGCCCACUCUAUAAACUCACUUAUAAAGAGGCUGUGUGCUUUGGCCAAUGAAGGGAUUUUGGACCAGAGAAUUUUAUUUGAAGAAUCAGAUCUUGAUAGACAUGGACUGUCUAUGUUAGAGCUGGAGUCUGUGUUUCUGAAUGAGAACAUCUUCCAAAGGGAGACUGACACCUGCACCUGCUACAGCUUCAUCCAUCUGAGUGUGCAGGAGUUCUUUGCUGCUCUCUACUAUGUCCUGGAUGACAUAUCUGUGAAACAACCUUACACUGACUUAAAAAUUUGUAAAGUAAAACGUUUACUGGAGGCAUCAGAAGACCGGCCACAUCUAAAAUUAACUAUACAAUUCCUAUUUGGUCUUUCAAGUGAAAAACAAAUUCAGGAGACUCAGAGAACAAUUGGUUGUCCCAUUUCCUUCAGGGGAAAACCUGUCUUGGAGGAAUGGCUAAAGUUAAAGUCACCAGUCUGCUAUAAUGAAAUACUAAGCUGUCUGUAUGAGACACAGGAUGAGGAAUUUGUGGGGAAAGUGAUGUCUCAUUUUCUUAAAAUUACAAUCUCUACUAGUCUCUAUCAUGUGAAAGGGACCCAGGAGAAUAUUAAUUACCGAGCUUUAGCCUACUGCUUGGAGAGAAGUACAAAACGACAUACUGUACAUUUUUAUGGCUACAUCAUAGGUGUACAGGCUUGGAGUGUUCUAUCUAAAGCACUUUCUAAGUGUUCACAACUUUGGUUCCUGAAAUGUACAUUUCCUGUUACAGAGGACGUGACUCAGGCUGGAGCCAGUUUAUUUGGAUUGUUUGGACAGUGUCAGAUCAAGAAACUAUUUGUACGGAACUGUGGUCUGACCUCCUCCUGCUGUGUUGAUUUCCGCUCUGUUAUUACUACAAACCACUCUCUGACCCUGCUGGACCUGUCAUGUAAUGCUCUGGGGGACUCUGGAAUAAAGCUUCUGUGUGAGGGACUGAGACAUCCAGACUGUACCCUGCAGGAACUUGAGUUACGGAGCUGUGGUCUGACCUCCUCCUGCUGUGAUGAUCUCCGCUCUGUUAUUACUACAAACUGCUCUCUGACCAGACUGGAGCUGACACAGAAUGUUCUGGAGGACUCUGGAAUAAAGAUUCUGUGUGAGGGACUGAGGCACCCGGCCUGUACCCUGAAAUAUAUCAUGUUAUGGAACUGUGGUCUGACCUCCUCCUGCUGUGAUGAUCUCCGCUCUGUUAUUACUGCAAACCGCUCUCUGACCAGACUGGACCUGUCACACAAUGCUCUGGAGGACUCUGGAAUAAAGCUUCUGUGUGAGGGACUGAGACAUCCAGCCUGUACCCUGCAGGAUCUUAGGUUAUAUGGAUGUGGUCUGACUUCCUCCUGCUGUGAUGAUCUCCGCUCUGUUAUUACUACAAACCGCUCUCUGACCAGACUGGACCUGGAUCAGAAUGCUCUGGGAGACUCUGGAAUAAAACUUCUGUGUGAGGGACUGAGACAUCCGGCCUGUACCCUGCGACAUCUUUCGUUAGAGCACUGCGGUCUGACCUCCUCCUGCUGUGAUGAUCUCCGCUCUGUUAUUACUACAAACCACUCUCUGACCACACUGGACCUGUCAGAGAAUGCUCCAGAUGGGCCAGGAAUAAAACUUCUGUGUGAGGGACUGAAACACCCGGCCUGUACCCUGCAGGAUCUUAGGUUAAGAAAAUGUGGUCUGACCUCAUCCUGCUGUGAUGAUCUCCGCUCUGUUCUUACUACAAACCGCUCUCUGACCAGACUGCGCCUGUCAGCAAAUGCUCUGAGGGACUCUGGAAUAAAGCUUCUGUGUGAGGGACUGAGACAUCCAGAUAGCACCCUACCAGAACUGAGUUUAAGUAUCUGUGGUCUGACCUCCUCCUGCUGUGAUGAUCUCCGCUCUGUUAUCACUACAAACCACUCUCUGACCAGACUGGACCUGGCAGGGAACAAACUGAAGGACUCUGGAAUAAAGCUUCUGUGUGAGGGACUGAAACACCCGGCCUGUGCCCUACAGGAUCUCACGUUAUGGAGCUGUGAUCUGACCUCCUCCUGCUGUGAUGAUCUCCGCUCUGUUAUUACUACAAACCGCUCUCUGACCGGACUGGACUUGAGAUAUAAUGGUCUGACCAGCUCUGGAAUAAAACUUCAGGCAUGUGUGAGGCCGCCUCUGCAGCUUCUGUUGCAAUAA